Molecule: messenger RNA, 1462 nt
Organism: Centropristis striata (black sea bass)
Lineage: Eukaryota; Metazoa; Chordata; Actinopteri; Perciformes; Serranidae
Product: retinol dehydrogenase 8-like
Exons: 6
Coding region: 1-954 (317 amino acids)
Biological process (GO): estrogen biosynthetic process
Cellular component (GO): cytoplasm
Molecular function (GO): estradiol 17-beta-dehydrogenase [NAD(P)+] activity
Source: RefSeq, a predicted model, not a curated record
AUGGCGAGUCCCGGGCAGAAAGUGGUGCUGAUCACCGGCUGCUCCUCCGGCAUCGGGCUGAGGAUGGCUGUGAUGCUGGCCAAGGAUGAACAGAAGCGCUAUCAUGUCAUAGCAACAAUGCGCGACCUGAAACGUAAAGAUAAGCUGGUGGAAGCUGCUGGUGAUGCGUACGGGAAAACUCUUUCUCUGGCUGUUCUGGACGUCUGCAGCGAUGAGUCUGUCAAACAGUGUAUUAACGGCAUCAAAGACCGGCAUGUGGAUGUCCUCGUCAAUAAUGCAGGUAUCGGCCUUGUGGGUCCCAUAGAGAGCAUCCCCAUCGAAGAGAUGAAGAAAGUGUUUGAAACCAAUUUCUUCGGUGUGAUCCGCAUGAUCAAGGAGGUAAUGCCUGACAUGAAGAAAAGGAAAGGAGGACACAUCAUCGUGGUCAGCAGUGUGAUGGGACUGCAGGGUAUCGUGUUUAAUGAUGUGUAUGCAGCUUCCAAGUUUGCUAUGGAGGGCUUCUGUGAGAGUUUGGCUGUGCAGCUCUUUAAGUUUAAUGUCACAUUGUCACUGAUUGAGCCGGGCCCAGUGCACACUGAAUUUGAGGCAAAGAUGAUUCAGGAUGUGAGCCAGAAGGAGUAUCCUGGAGCGGAUCCUGAUACAGUACAUUACUUCAAGAACGUCUAUCUUCCUUCUUCUGUUGACAUCUUUGAGACACUGGGACAAACGCCUGAUGACAUUGCCAAAUGCACCAAGAAAGUGAUUGAAGCAAGCAGCCCGCGUUUUCGUAACUUAACUAACCCUUUGUAUACGCCCAUUGUAGCCCUGAAGUAUGCUGAUGAAACUGGAGGCCUGUCCGUCCGUGCCUUCUACCACAUGCUCUUUAACAUGGGUCCUAUAAUGCACGUCAGCAUGACUGCCAUGAAGUAUCUCACCUGUGGAUGUCUGAGGAGCAGGACAAUCUCACCAAACUAGAAACUAAAAUCUCUUGUACACAAAUCUGAACAAUGUGCAUCAAUAAAGAGCACACACUACCUCAGCUUAGGUUAUUAAGGAAAAAAAUAAACAAAUACAAACAUACACAAGAGUUUGACUUCUGGAACCUGCCAUAUUUCGCACUUCAUAUACAAUAUGUAUAACAAUCCUCCCUAGUAUCUUAGGAAUAUACAAAUACCACACGUAGUCCAGUUAAAGUGAAAUAUUACAACAAAUUGUUUUAGGCUACCCAGAGUGCCAAAUGUGUAGUGUUUGCACUGUAGUGUAGGCAGGUUUCAUCAUUUUAACCCAAUCAGCCCAAGACAACUUCACAUUUCAGACUGUAUUAAACUGUAAUUUGAUUAUAAAGAUGGGUCUACACCUUGUUUACUUGUAUGUUUAGCCUAUGUAUUUCCAUCUAAUGUACAUAUAUUUAAAAUGUUGCCAGUGUAUUGGACUAUUUUGGCAUUAAAAGCUGUCAUUGAUACCUUCCAGUUGCAGUUGUGUU